Molecule: messenger RNA, 1988 nt
Organism: Ipomoea triloba (trilobed morning glory)
Lineage: Eukaryota; Viridiplantae; Streptophyta; Magnoliopsida; Solanales; Convolvulaceae
Product: eukaryotic translation initiation factor 3 subunit L
Exons: 8
Coding region: 152-1720 (522 amino acids)
Biological process (GO): translational initiation
Cellular component (GO): eukaryotic translation initiation factor 3 complex; cytoplasm
Molecular function (GO): translation initiation factor activity
Source: RefSeq, a predicted model, not a curated record
CCUUUGCUUCAUUAUCGUCUUCCUCGGUAAACCCUAGUCUCGCAGGGAGAAAAGGAAAUUCUGUGCGAAUCAGACCUCAACGUCUUUAUUGAUAAACCCUUGUCUCGGAGAAAGCAAAAACAGGAGGCUCUCUGCGAAUCAAACGUCAACAAUGGCGACCUCAUACGACUACGAAGAUGGCAGCUACUCGACCAAACAGCAGCACCCGGACUCUUCACUCGAGUCGUAUGACCCGAACUACGUCCCAGACCCGGUGAAGUCGUUCGUCGGCCAUCUGUACAGGCACAUUAGGGAGAAGAAUGUGUACGAGAUCCACCAGAUGUACGAGACUUCGUUCCAGAGCCUCAGCGAGCGCAUGUUCAAGGACACUCCAUGGCCCUCUGUUGACGCAGUCGCACCUUACGUCGACAACGACCAUGUCUUCUGCUUGCUUUACCGGGAGAUGUGGUUUCGCCACCUCUAUGCUCGGCUCUCCCCGACUCUCAAGCAGCGUAUUGAUUCGUGGGACAAUUACUGCAACUUAUUCCAGGUGGUUCUACAUGGGGUGGUAAACAUGCAAUUGCCAAACCAGUGGUUGUGGGAUAUGAUUGACGAAUUUGUUUACCAAUUUCAGUCAUUCUGCCAAUACCGUGCCAAGAUGAAGAACAAGACCGAACAGGAGGUUACAUUGCUGAAGCAGUUUAAUCAGGCAUGGAAUGUGUAUGGUGUUCUCAACUAUUUGCAAGCACUUGUUGAGAAAUCUCAGAUUAUCCAAAUCUUGGAGAAGGAGAAAGAGGGCCUUGAGGAAUUCACUUCUACUGAUGGAUAUGAUUACAGUGGUGGCAGUAACGUCUUGAAAGUUUUGGGCUAUUUCAGUACGAUUGGCUUGCUUAGGGUUCAUUGUUUGUUGGGUGAUUAUCAUACUGGCCUCAAGUGCUUACGCCCGAUUGACAUAACUCAACAAGGUGUAUACACCAGUGUAAUUGGGAGCCACAUUACUACGAUAUACCAUUAUGGUUUUGCCAAUCUUAUGCUGAGGAGGUAUGUGGAUGCUAUUCAAGAAUUUAACAAGAUCCUUUUGUAUAUUUACAAAACUAAGCAAUAUCACCAGAAAUCUCCUCAGUAUGAGCAGAUACUAAAGAAGAAUGAGCAGAUGUAUGCCUUACUAGCAAUCUGUUUGUGUCUGUGCCCUCAAGUGAAGCUUGUUGAGGAGACCGUCAACUCUCAAUUAAGGGAGAAAUAUGGUGACAAGAUGUUGAAGAUGCAAAGAUAUGAUGAUGAGUCAUUUACUCUCUAUGAUGAACUCUUCUCAUAUGCAUGCCCUAAAUUUAUUACUCCAUCUUCCCCAAGUUUUGAGGAGCCCCUUGUAAAUUACAAUCAGGAUGCUUAUAGGCUGCAGUUGAAGUUGUUCCUUUAUGAAGUGAAGCAGCAACAAUUAUUAUCUGGUGUUAGGACCUACUUGAAAGUGUAUUCAACUAUUUCCAUGGGAAAACUUGCAAAUUACUUGCAAGUGGAUGAACCUACUUUGAGGACGAUUCUGAUGACAUACAAACACAAGACACAUGCUGUUGAUUCCAAUGGAAAAAUAUUCUCUAAUGCCGAUGUGGAUUUCUUUAUCGAUGAUGAAAUGAUUCAUGUUGUAGAAUCCAAACCAUCUAAGCGAUAUGGUGAUUACUUUCUGCGUCAAAUAGUCAAGCUUGAAGGUGUGAUGACUGACAUUGAUAGGAUAAAGCUGGAGUAAUAUACUUGGGUCUUUACCUCUUCUGCACUACAGCAUUUUUGUUGAUUCAUUUACCAAGUGGAGUUGGAGCCUUGUUUCUAAUCCAAAGUUGGGAUUGAACGUAGAGUGGUUCGCCCAGUAGUAGUGCUUCCCAUUCUCAUUUUCUCUUCAUAAAUGAUAUACUUGCUUAUAUUUAACUGUAUCAACCUUUGUUUUCCAAUUUGCAGAAUGUGUAUUGUUAUCAGAUUCUUUUUGAGUUCCAUUUUGUGCUUAUAUUGCAUUUCCCGUA